This is a messenger RNA of Chaetomium fimeti, 3041 nucleotides long. RefSeq lists its product as uncharacterized. The coding region runs from base 255 to 2759 and encodes 834 amino acids. The record is from RefSeq and is a predicted model, not a curated record. The transcript has a single exon. NCBI's taxonomy places the organism in Eukaryota, Fungi, Ascomycota, Sordariomycetes, Sordariales, Chaetomiaceae.
GGUUCAAGGUCGUACUCGAACUCUGCAUGGUGCGUCUGUGACUGCUGCAGCACGACAUGAGUCCCACGAGGGGCAACGAAGUCCGGCAAGGCCGAGUGCCAGUCUUAAGCCUCAAGUUCCUUCCCGCCUUCUUUCUAGGUACGUUUCAAUUCACACGCCCCCAGUUCACCAUCAUCGUCCCAUCCCAUCCCAUCCCGUCCGACGACCCGGACUCUUUCCCGCGAUAGAAAACCGUUUCCCAGCCAUCGUCAAAUAUGGAUUUCCUCGGCGCUGCGAGCGCGAUUGUCAGUCUUGCGAAGGAUCUCGUCUCCGUCGUCGAGAAGUCACGGGAAACAAUCAAGAGCAUCCGAAACGCGGAGGAGAAUUGGAAAGACAUCACAGAGAUAGAUAUCAUAUCGCGGAUCGAAUUCAUAGUCAAUGAGGUUAGGUACUUGACCGCCGACACCGACUUGGGUAUGCCACAGGAAAUCGGCACCUUGAAAAGGAUGAGAGAAGAGUUGGAGUCGAGCUCAAGGGCCUUCCGGGACGACGCGAGCAAUGCGGAACCAACAGGGCGUCGUCAAUGUGUCAUGUUUGGGAUUCGGACCGAGAAGGAGUUGCGUGAGAAGCUCGUGGGGCUUGAGACGAGCGCUCAAAAUCUCGUUCGUUGGCUCAGGGACAAAGAUGUCCUAGACCGGCUGAAGGAAAGUGCCAAGGUUCGAGAGCUAGCUGGACACGUUUUCGUGCCUAAGCAGGGGAUGCCGGAAAUAUCUGUGACCGGCGCAGACCACUGCCGCGUCGUGGAAGCAGGGUACCAGCCUGUUUCUUCCCAACCGGCGAUGGUAGUGAGGGUGCUCGCUGAAGAGAUCGGCCACCGGGAGGACGGCAUGGCCAUCUUGACGAGGCUGCUCCGCAAGAGUGACCAUAACCCCAGUGCAGAUAUCACCCUGAACCAGACCCGCCUCCAAUGUCUCGGCUUCGUGGCAGGUCGGCUCAUGUUCAGACUCCCAGAGCAUGCCGACGAUCCACGAACACUGCGGACAAGGAUGCUUGAGGAGAACGGUUCGAACAAGCCAAAGAUCGCACUGAGUGAGCGUUUUGCCAUCGCCCGUCAGCUUGUCGACGCUGUGGUCAAGCUCCAUGCCACCGGCGUCAUGCACGAGAACCUGCGCAGUGAUACGGUUCUUUCGGUCCGCCUCAAGCCGGCGAGCGGUGAUGGCAGUGCUGCCGCCACAGCCGACCCUCCUCCAGCCCCAGCCCCCGAGGCGGCGAGGAGCAGUUCCGCUCGUGGCGGCGCUAGGGGUUUAUGGAGAAGAAUGUCGUCUGGGUCGCUUCGAGCACAGCGACGCGGUAACAAGGACGAUGAUGGUAAUGCUCGAAAUGACAGUGGGACUGAGGAACAACGCGGCCGCCGCAGAUCCGAUAGCCUCGGCAGACCUUCGUCGAGAAUUAUUCGCCGAUCGAGCCGAAAGGGCGAGAGGAAAGAGGAGCGGGUUGAAGCCAAGCCGGCUGCUCGAAGUCCUUUCGCCGUGGUUCUGACGCGGUGGUCGCAAGCCCAAGACUGCGGCGCUAUUCCAGCGAGCUCGAUUCCGCCCGAGGAUGACUGGCAUCUCAAGGUGUACCGUCAUCCACAGCAACAGGUGAAGCAAGAGGGGCAGCCAGCGUCGCAGGCGGAUGAUUGUUAUAACUUUGGCCACGAUAUCUACGCACUCGGGGUAUGCCUGCUCGAGAUUGGGCUGUGGCGUCCCCUCGUCCAGCUGGCCCAUGAUGGCACCGCCGUGACUGCCAUCUGCACUCCCCUCCUUAAAUCGGCAGGUGCCGACGCGGUCACCGACUGGCUAGGGUGUGAGCUAGCUGAGGCGCUUCGCGCUGAGGGAUCGAGGAAAGUGGAAAAGGCGGUGGCGACGGCUCUCGGAAAAGACGCGAUUCUCAACGCUCCGAAAUUACUACGGGACUCAGUCGUACGGUCUCAUAUAGGGGGUGAUGAUGGAGCGCGAGGAAUGGUGGCGAGUAUCCUUGGAACGAAUUUGAAGGAGGCGUUCAGGGAGGAUCCUAACCGCGAUGGAUUUUCCCGUCGGUUUAUUAAGCGAGCCGUGGUGAAGGUGUUUCGGGGCUUCACUUUCGGCACAAAUGGCGACGUUGAGGUUAUCUUGGAGAACCUUGACAGGCUGAAGGCGGCGAUAGAUUCGGUUAUAAAAACCGCUGUGGACGACUUUGCUAAGGCGGCAUUCUCCAAGUGGGAGAACAGCUCACAGGGCAAUGGCAUUACGACCGAGGUCUACGAAACAGCACGCGACAGGAUGCGCAAUUGUUUGCACCAGACGGGAGUCGUAUGGAGUCCGAGAGCGGAGGAGAUGGUUCACCUCGUCCAAAGUCUCAUUAACUCGAUAGAAGAAACCAGCGCGAGUCUUGGAGGAGGGAUGGUUACAGCCGAAACGGUCCUGGACGCUGUCAUGACCGGGCGAAAUAGGGAAAAUGGGGAAAACGGGGUUGUCGGGGCCCGCCAGGCUGAAAUCAACAACUUGCUGAAGGAACCAAGGGGCGGGGCGGCCUUGACUCGCGCCCUAGUUACACUUGCCGAGAGGGAUUUACCUGGAGACAUGGACUAUGCUUACAGAGAUAUUGUGGUCAGGUGUCUCCAGUGCCUUGACGACGGGGUCGGCUUUAUCUUGAAGCAUAAGGGUGUCUUGGGGAGGGUGGGCCGAAAAGAGGCGUGUGACGACAUGGAGGAGAAGGUUGUUAAGCCGCUGGCGGCCGCGUGGCCCUGUUUAGCUAGCUAGGUAAGUAGUGCCUUAUGCACUCGAGGUUCAACGGGACACUCGCGCCAUGAUCGUGUUGUUUGAAAGGGGGCUGGGAACAAUGAAGAGGGCACAAAGAAUCACAGGCCACACCCAUUACAAUGGUAAUUAGCCGUAUCCCAGAUCAGAGAAUGCAUGGGAGACAAAGUACAAGGUUCUCAGUACAAAUACGCUAUGUUUGUUCUGUAUCUAAUCAUGGACAGAGGUAGGUACUUGCCUGGGUAGGUAGUCAACUAGAUAUUUGGUAAUCUUCGUUGUUUUACA